Molecule: messenger RNA, 3192 nt
Organism: Anisakis simplex (herring worm)
Lineage: Eukaryota; Metazoa; Nematoda; Chromadorea; Rhabditida; Anisakidae
Source: the annotation of a GenBank genome assembly
UUCAAAGGAAGUGCCUUUUAUGGAGAUGUACUUGGAAGCACUGCGCCGAUUGGUGGUAGUUUAUAUGGUGCAGGUGGCGGUACUACUUUGAAAACACCAGCAGCCUGCUGCUUUAGUUCAAACAUCAGUGGAGCGGGAAGAAUAGCAGCAGCAGGAGGAGGAAAUUCAAACUUAGCGCUGAAUGGUAGAGGUGGUGAACGGAGGGAAGGCUUUGGUUUAGGCUGCUUAUCCGCUAGUACAGCAGGUAUCGGUAGUGGAUUAGCGCUGAGGAAUGAAACCGCCAUAAACAACAGAAGUGUUUAUGACGAUUGUUACGAGUUGACAGCCGGUAGCUGCACCGUCCUACCUGACGCUCUAACAGCAUCAGAUUUCUAUUCGUUAUCGUCCACGUCGUCCUCAUCAACGUCCAAUUACCAUUCAACUAAACCAUUGUUGUCUAGUUCACGACUUGCUAACGUUGCAAAUCGAAGUCGAAGUGUCGGUCCUGUGUCGAUACUCGAUAAUUGUUAUUUGCUCAUUGUUUAUAGGCAGCAUCGUUCGUUCGACGGUAUGGAGCUGUUGGGUAGCAGCUAUGAGACAUCAGAUUGGCCAUCAACAGCAGCAGCAGCAGGAGCAGGAACGUUGCCGCCACUACAGAUUCCGAGUGCAAGUGGCACUCAUGUGAUGCAAACGAAUGUACCUGCGCCUCCUCUCUCGAAUCCCACAUCGAGCAACGCACAGUUCUGGAAACAUCAACAAGCAAUGAUGAAUAUGUCACGCAAUGAGCGAGUGCUUGCAUAUCCAGCCGCGACAAGCAGUGCUAACGAUACAGCAGCGUUACGUGAAUACGACUUGCUGAAACGUGAUUAUGAAAAUGCACUGCAAAAGUUGAACUCAACCAUGAGUUCUAUCAAAACUUUCUGGAGUCCUGAACUGAAACGUGAACGACAAUUGCGUAAAGAAGAGACCGCAAAAGUGGCCCUUCUACAGCGCCAACUCACCAGCGCAUCGAACACGGCACAACAAACAACAGGCGUUGUUGCGGGUGGUUUAGUAGCGCCUGCAAUAAAUGAGUAUCGUUUGGCUGAGUUGGAAGGUGAGCUGGAGAACAGUCAUAUUGAGUUGAUGAAAAAAGAUGAGACGAUUCGCCGCUUGAUUGAACGACAAUCAAAUACAGCCACAAAUGCAGGAUCCGCUCGUUUCGGCGCAAGUCUAAAUGAUGCUGCUGGCACUCUAACGGGUGCAUCCGCGACCAGACUGGCUGAGUUGGAAACCACUUGUAAUCAGCUGGAAUCGUUGAUUUCGAUUCGAGAUCAACAGCUCAGAUCGUUGGAGCAGCAACUUAACAGUUUACAGCAGCAACAACAACAGCAGUCUGGCGGUAUCAGUGCAGCAUUUUCUAAUGCACAGCGUGAAAAUGCGAAGGUUGUAUUGCUGUGCUCUCUUUUAUCAUCUCGUAAAGAGCAUUUUUGUUGGUGCCACUUGCUGGAUCGGCGGAUAGCAGACCUCGAAGAAGAGCUGGCAACGUUACGCACUCGAUGUGGUGGUUUAGACCCACCCAGGGACUUCACUGAUAAGUCGGUCACGUCACAUGAGUUACAUACACUACGCAUGAAAAUGGAACGCAGCGAAAUGGAACUCGCAAAAAAGAGUUCUGAUUUGGCGACCACACAGACGCGACUACAAGCAGCCUCUGAAGAGAAUGCCGAUCUCAGAAAGCAUUUGGAAGUUUUACGAGAUUCGAGUUCGUCGAAAGAACAACAUGCAACUUUAUUACAGUCUGAUAUUGAAGCGUUACGAGCAAAAUUGGAAAAUAAGAAUGCACAAAUUGAUCAAAAAGAGAAAUUAUGUGAACGUAUCGAAUCAGAGUUGAAACUAACAAAAGGGCAACUAGCUGAUAUGCGUGAAACGAACAAGGGUUGCGAACAACGAAUGAGUCAACUGGUUGCACGUUUGGAUGCUCUGGAGAGGGUCGGUCGAGAGCGUGAACAAGAACUGGAUAAGAUGAAGCAUAAGCUAUUGGCACAACCCGACGUACAGAUGGAACGGCAAAUGCAAUUGCAAAUCGACGAAGCGAACCGUGAAAAGAAACAUCUGCAAUGUGUCAUCGAUGAUCUACGACGGAAUGCCGAAAAAGAGAAAGCACAGCAACUGGAAACGUUUCAAGAGCAGAAUCGACAACUUACGGCCACCAUUGAAAGUCUUCAAAAGGAGCUUUCAGAUCGACAAGUUUUACUGGAAUCUCAAAACGAAAAAAUCGGCGACUUAGAUCGAGAAUUAUGCUCAGUAGAACGACAGCGUAAAGAACAAACUCCACAGCUCACAAACGAUGAACAGUUGGCUGAAGCAAGAAAAGAGAUAGAUUCACUGUUACGGAUGGUUCAAACGCUUGAAAAGGAUAAGUCUUCGCUGCUAUCGCAGUGCAAGCAAUUACAAAGGUCUGUUUGUCUGAUUAUUCGUUUUCCGCUUUCAGCUUCAAAUGCUUUGGAAGAGGUGAAUAAAGAGGGUACCACAAUGCCUGCAACCGGAGCUUCAACAUCAUCAGCGCAUCGAACAGAUACCUUAACGUUGUCGACGAAUGGUACUCUCAAGAACAGAGUGGAAGAACUAGAGGAGGCAUUACGCGAAUCGGUAAGCAUAACGGCCGAACGCGAGUUGCAUGUGGCCCAACAAAAACAGCUCAAUCAACAGCUAGCUUUACAAUUAUCUGAAAGCCGUCGUGAGAUCGCUGAACUACGUAAAAUGAUCAAAGAGUUGUCGAACGGUGAUCGCGAAGAGAUGGUUCGAUCGUUCGAAGUGGAACGACGAAAACACAUCGAACAGCUACUUCAGCUCAAACACGAAGCAUUGGUGGCUGCAAUCGCGGAGAAAGAUGCUCAUAUAGCGCUGUUAGAGCAGUCACAUGAGCGACCGCGAGAUGAGAUUGAAACACUUCGAACGCAUAAAGAAAAGUUGAUCGAGAAAUUGAAGGAGGAGAACGAACGCCGAAUUCAACUCGUCAACUCCACUUCAAUGAAUGUUGCACCUGGAGCUCCGAUUCAACAGCAGCCGUCUGGUGUUGGAUCGUCAACAACACUAGCCGCUGGAGUAAAUGGCGCAUUUGUUGGGGCUGGCGUGCCCGGAUCAGCACCAAUUGCCAUUGCUUCAUCAUCUUUACCGAAUCCAACUUCAAACGUUGAUCAGGAAGAUGAUGCCGAAGGAAUUUGGGCUUGA